UAAUUUUUUAAUAUUUCAUUCUAAUUUAUAAUUAAAUAAUUAAAUUAUAAAUGUUUUUAAAUUGAAAUACAAUCAAGUCGUAUACUAGUUUUGCAUUGGCCAGCAUUCAUUUAUCUGAAGUUUUGACACAAUUUUCGUUCCAAUGUUCAUUUUAUUCAUUUAAUGAUAUCAACGCUACAUUAACUAUUAUAAUAUUGUUGCUAUAAUAUAUUCUGUUUAGAUUUUUAAACAUUUUAUUUGUGGCCAAUUUGUUUACACAACUUUCUUCAUGUUAUGUGAUUUCACUAGCAGCUGUAUUGUUUUAUAUUUUUAAUGACACUAUUUUAAAACAUCUAUUUAUGAACUAGUUGAAAAAAUGUACCAAAGAAUGAAUUUUAUGUCUUCGCGCAUAAAUCUGAAAACGAAAAUGAUGUCAAUAAACUUAUUUGCCAACCGAUUGUAUUUGUCCCUGGGUAAUGUCGCAAAUUACUCUUCGAAUAAGAAAUACUACGAUGUCGUUAUAGCUGGUGGCGGAAUGGUGGGCUGUGCCAUGGCCUGCAAAUUAUCUAAAGAAGCUGCACUACGUGGCAUGUCCAUCCUUCUAUUAGAAGGAGGUCCAAAACGUAAAGAAUAUGAUUUGUGCUCAAAGAAAAAUACCCUUGACAAGCCUUACAGUAAUAGGGUCUCUGCCGUGAGCAAAUCAAGUGUACAACUUUUACAAUCGAUUGGGGCAUGGCAAAUCAUAGAAGAUUUAGAACGCUGUAAUGCAGUCAAAGAAAUGCGAGUAGGUAGAAGUGGUGGUGUCAACAACGUGUUAACAUUUGACAAUGCCAAUGAUUUAGCAUAUAUUGUUGAAAAUGACACUAUUCUUGGAGCACUGUACAAACAAAUUAACGAAGAGCAAAAUAUUACUGUAAAUUAUGAUUCUCGGGUUAAUCAAUGUAAUUUGUCUGAUUCCCAUAGAGAUUUAGCCACUAUAAAAGUGGCAAACGGAGAGUCUUCCUUUGAAACUAGUCUCUUAAUUGGCUCAGAUGGAUAUGGUUCUAAAGUACGUUCUGCCAUUAGUGGUCAGCAGUAUGUUGGUUGGGAAUAUGGUCAACGUGCAGUCGUGGCAACUUUACAUAUACAGUCUGAUGAAAAUGAUAUCUAUAAAGGACAUGUUGCUUGGCAAAAAUUUGCUCAGUUAGGUCCAGUGGCUUUAUUACCCUUGGAUGAUAAAACAUGUUCACUAGUAUGGACAACAAGUUAUGAAGAAGCAAAUCGCUUAGCAGAGUUGAGUGACAAUGAAUUUAUUGAUGCUUUAAAUGACAAUUUAUCGGAAGAAAAAGAAUCAAACGAAAGUAGUUUACUAUUAGCAGACGAUGCAGCUCAUUUAGUGUCCAAGGUACUCAAUAAAUACUGCCAAUCAAAUAAUGAGAAUAAUCAAAACAAAAAAAUAAAAUCUAUUCCACCAAUUGUCGUUGGUGUAACUAAAGAUAGUAGAGCAUCAUUCCCAUUAGGCUUUGGACAUGCAUGUCAAUAUGUUGGUCAGCGUGUUGCUUUAGUUGGAGAUGCUGCACACAGAAUACAUCCCUUGGCUGGCCAAGGUGUUAAUUUAGGUUUUAGUGAUGUUACUGAAUUAAGUGAUCAACUUAACCAAUCAGUAUUAACAGGCGCUGAUAUUGGAGAUCUGAAUGCACUUUUAAAUUAUCAAACUGCAGCACAGCGUCGUAAUAUACCUAUUAUGUUAGGUGUUGAUGGCAUUCAGAAAAUUUAUGGUAGCAAAAACAAUUUAGUGCCUGCUGCUAUUACAACAUUAAUACGUAACGUAGGACUUUCAUUUUGUCAAUCUGCUUCCAUAGUAAAAAAACUAUUGAGUGACAAAGCAUCUGGACUACCUGUAUAGUUUCAAUGUAUCCAAACAAGUGGUUUAUUAAAUAUUAUGUGUUAAAAA
Molecule: messenger RNA, 1912 nt
Organism: Myzus persicae (green peach aphid)
Lineage: Eukaryota; Metazoa; Arthropoda; Insecta; Hemiptera; Aphididae
Gene: Coq6
Product: ubiquinone biosynthesis monooxygenase COQ6, mitochondrial
Exons: 10
Coding region: 356-1864 (502 amino acids)
Biological process (GO): ubiquinone biosynthetic process
Cellular component (GO): mitochondrion
Molecular function (GO): FAD binding; 2-octaprenyl-6-methoxyphenol hydroxylase activity; oxidoreductase activity, acting on paired donors, with incorporation or reduction of molecular oxygen, NAD(P)H as one donor, and incorporation of one atom of oxygen
Source: RefSeq, a predicted model, not a curated record